This is a messenger RNA of Corylus avellana, 1296 nucleotides long. NCBI's taxonomy places the organism in Eukaryota, Viridiplantae, Streptophyta, Magnoliopsida, Fagales, Betulaceae. The record is from RefSeq and is a predicted model, not a curated record.
CAACCUCAUAUAAAGCAAAACGCUUUUGAACUCUCUCUCUCUCUCUCUCUGUGCUUUUCUCCGAAGCUUACACUUCAACUACGCUCGCAAAUUCUACGCUCUCUCCCUCGCGUUUCCUCGAAGCAUUCAGUAGCCUUCCCAUCUAUCUCCCUCUCUCUGUCUCUCUAGAAGCGUUUAAAUUUUGCUUUUCGUUUUGUGAGGAAUCGGAGAGGGUUACAGGGAAGGAGAGGCGUAGGCGAUCUCAGUGCAUGACGAGCGCGUCGGAGCUAUUUUACACCCGGAGGUCUCGCUUGGGCCGGAGCAGCCCGGAUCUAGGGUUCGAUCGGAGUUCUCAAUAUAGCCACGGUUCUCGUCGCCAUCAUUGCGAUCCUCUCGUUCUUCAUCAUCAUCAUCAUCGACGUGAUUUGGGUGGCGGCGAUCCUCUCCGGCGGUCUUUGCACUCGUCGCAUCACGCGGAGCGUGCAUCAGUUCGACUUGACCAAAGUACAAGUCAGCUUGUUUCAAGCAACAGUGCCAACACAGAAAAUUUAAGUAGGCCAAGAUUAAGUGAGAAUGAAAGGCUUCCUGGGGCUGUGCUACUUGCAAGGGAAAGGCUUCUGGAGAGGUUGAGAGGGGUGCCUCUUUCUGGAAACAGGGGAAGCAGCAGACCAUCACCUUACAUUUAUCACAGCGAACCAAUGCUUGAAGAAGAUAUAAGAGGGCUGUUUGAUAUUGUUCGGGACACAGGGACUCGAAUCUCGACAGGUCAGUCUGAAAGCUCAACCAUUACUGAGUUGACCUCCCAAAUCGAGAGGCUGCAACUAUUGCAAGAACCAAAGAAGAAGCCACCCGGUCUCACUCAAGAAGCCCUGGACUGUUUGCGCCUGGAGGUUUUUAGCAGCACCGUUGAAGGAGUGGCGCCAAACGCUUCACAGGAUUGUAGUAUAUGUUUGGAGACUCUCUUGGAAGGAGAUGAGCUUAUACGCUUGCCUUGUGGGCAUAGAUUUCACUCUGCCUGCUUGGAUCCCUGGGUUCGAACCUGCGGAGACUGCCCGUAUUGCCGUAGAGGUAUAGUUGUAAACAGUCACAGAGCAAUGAAGACGACGUAAAUUUCACUCGGGUGUUUUUGUAUUUCCUGGAUUUCUUAAUGGUCGUGAAAGUUUUGGUAUUUUGACUAAAUUAUAUAUGAUUUGUAUCUACUGUUUUGUUGUACACGGGGAAAAUUUCCUGAGUUUUGAAUCCUUGUUUUUAUAUACAUACUCAAGUAAAAAUGUUUCAUUUGUUGAAUGUGAAGUUGGAAUUCUUGUUUAUGUACUU